Molecule: messenger RNA, 2872 nt
Organism: Macaca mulatta (Rhesus monkey)
Lineage: Eukaryota; Metazoa; Chordata; Mammalia; Primates; Cercopithecidae
Gene: STRAP
Product: serine/threonine kinase receptor associated protein
Biological process (GO): spliceosomal snRNP assembly
Cellular component (GO): SMN complex
Molecular function (GO): RNA binding; protein binding
Source: RefSeq, a predicted model, not a curated record
AUUUCCGGCGGGUGCUCUGCGUCAUUUACGUCGUCACUUCCUGCCGAUACCGGUGUGGACGGUGUGAAUCGUGGCUGGGCCGGUUCUCUGCUUCUCCCCAUCCCCUACUUUCCUCCCUCCCUCCCUUUCCCUCCCUCGUCGACUGUUGCUUGCUGGUAGCAGACUCCCUGACCCCUCCCUCACCCCUUCCUAACCUCGGUGCCACCGGAUUGCCCUUCUUUUCCUGUUGCCCAGCCCAGCCCUAGUGUCAGGGCGGGGGCCUGGAGGAGCCCGAGGCGCUGCAGCAGAAGAAAAGACAACGACGACCCUCAGCUCGCCAGUCCGGUCGCUGGGUUCGCCGCCGCCAUGGCAAUGAGACAGACGCCGCUCACCUGCUCUGGCCACACGCGUCCCGUGGUUGAUUUGGCCUUCAGUGGCAUCACGCCUUAUGGGUAUUUCUUAAUCAGCGCUUGCAAAGAUGGUAAACCUAUGCUACGCCAGGGAGAUACAGGAGACUGGAUUGGAACAUUUUUGGGUCAUAAAGGUGCUGUUUGGGGUGCAACACUGAAUAAGGAUGCCACCAAAGCAGCUACAGCAGCUGCAGAUUUCACAGCCAAAGUGUGGGAUGCUGUCUCAGGAGAUGAAUUGAUGACCCUGGCUCAUAAACACAUUGUCAAGACUGUGGAUUUCACGCAGGAUAGUAAUUAUUUGUUAACCGGGGGACAGGAUAAACUGUUACGCAUAUAUGACUUGAACAAACCCGAAGCCGAACCUAAGGAAAUUAGUGGUCACACUUCUGGUAUAAAAAAAGCUCUGUGGUGCAGUGAGGAUAAACAGAUUCUUUCUGCUGAUGACAAAACUGUUCGACUUUGGGAUCAUGCUACCAUGACAGAAGUAAAAUCUCUAAAUUUUAAUAUGUCUGUUAGUAGUAUGGAAUAUAUUCCUGAGGGAGAGAUUUUGGUUAUAACUUAUGGACGAUCUAUUGCUUUUCAUAGUGCAGUAAGUUUGGACCCAAUUAAAUCCUUUGAAGCUCCUGCAACCAUCAAUUCUGCAUCUCUUCAUCCUGAGAAAGAAUUUCUUGUUGCAGGUGGUGAAGAUUUUAAACUUUAUAAGUAUGAUUAUAAUAGUGGAGAAGAAUUAGAAUCCUACAAGGGACACUUCGGUCCUAUUCAUUGUGUAAGAUUUAGUCCUGAUGGAGAACUCUAUGCCAGUGGUUCAGAAGAUGGAACAUUGAGACUAUGGCAAACUGUGGUAGGAAAGACGUAUGGCCUUUGGAAAUGUGUGCUUCCUGAAGAAGAUAGUGGUGAGCUGGCAAAGCCAAAGAUUGGUUUUCCAGAGACAACAGAAGAGGAGAUAGAAGAAAUUGCUUCAGAGAAUUCAGAUUGCAUCUAUCCUUCAGCUCCUGAUGUUAAGGCCUGAGCGUCAAUCAUAUGCCACAGUUAGUAUACAACUGACUAAAACGAGCAAGCAGAGAAAAGCAUCAGCCUUCCAGAGUUACUCUCUGCUUAAGGCAGAAACAGCAGUAAAUAAUGAGGAAAAUGAAUUAUCUCCAGUGCUGGAACAACUUACUAACUUGGUGUUACCUGUAAGUGAAAACUCAGGAGUGUCAGAUAAAGGGAGGUGGAGUUAUCCUCUUAUAGUACAGUGGCCUGUUAUCUUUUUAAUGAAUAUAUACAAGCCAACAUCCAAUUUCUAUUAUUACAAUUAGGGUUCUUGUAGCCGUUUAUGUUAUUAUGGAGAAGAAAAAUAUAUUGGCUUAUUUUUCUGAUCUUUUUCCUUAAAGCAGAAUGCCCUUUUUUUUUUUUUGCUUCAGUUGUAAGGAAGAGGGAGUACAUGAUAAAGUAACUGGUUUGAUUUCUCUUUCAUUGUACACUGCUUCUGAACAUCUAAUUGUUUUUAGUUGUCUAAAUAAAAUGCCUCUAAAACAAAACAAUGUUUGUUUUUUUUGGGGGAAAAACUACUAAUUUGAGUUUUAUAAGUGGAAAUAGCUAGAAAGUUUUCUGUAUCAUAAUCAUAGCAAAAGAUAUGCUGAUUAAUCUGUAGUAAACAUUACUUUAUAAUAUUGAGAUUCAGUUACUUGUACUGAAUUUUUGAAAUUCUUAAAUCCUUUACUAGUGUUUCAUUUACCUCCUCUAUUCCCAGAUUGGAUAGAAGUGCUUGACAUGCCUUUUUAAAUGAUUAUUUAAAGAAUACAUGCUAGUUAUAGGAAAAAAAAACUGAAAUUUUAGCAGUAAGCUGAAAGAUCACUUAAAAUCCUACCACUCGUCAAAAAACUAUUAAAAUCGAAUGACCGUUAAUACAUGUUAGGGCAUCUCUGUAUGUAUAUACAGAUAGAUAGAAUGGAUUUUAUAAAAAUGGGAUUACUAUAGACCUGCAGUGGUUUAAGAAGUAUGGAAUUUUACCUCAUUCUUUAAAUUAAAUUUGGGUGGCAUUCAGAAAGCCCUUUUAAAACCUUCUAAUAAAUUGGAUCAACUGAGUUUAGACUUGUAAUUUAUUUUUUAAAAUACAGAGGGCAUAUUAAAUGAGUAAGUUGGAAAUACUUGAGAUGAAUAAAUAACAUCUUUGCCAACUUCCUUUUUCUCCUGAUCAGUCUUGUGAGUGACCCUUGAUAACUUUUCUUAAAAGCAAUAUGAGUCAACCAAAGAAUAAGAUUAAUUUUUGAGGAUUUGUGAUAACCAGAAGAAAGCACUGUAGGCUGUGACAGCCUGUGAUGGCCAAGAGAAAUACAGGGGAGCCAACUGGUGAUCCACAUAGGCUUUCAUAGAGUGGUAGUAUUUUUGUGUCAGCUUAUUACAUGCCUGAACCUCUGGAUUGCAGCAGUGUUGUCAUUGUACCAGCAGUUGCUCAGACUAAUCAGAGUCUGAUUUACCCUCAAUAAAGUUUUGUGUCAUCA